Molecule: messenger RNA, 1061 nt
Organism: Sesamum indicum (sesame)
Lineage: Eukaryota; Viridiplantae; Streptophyta; Magnoliopsida; Lamiales; Pedaliaceae
Product: protein LURP-one-related 11-like
Source: RefSeq, a predicted model, not a curated record
AAAAAACAUAGUAUCAAAAUCACCAAUCACCAUCAUGCAUACAAGAAAUUGGCCCCCCAAAGGCCCUUAAUAGCAUUCUGGAGUACACUAGUUCUGCACACUUGUUUCAUACAUACAUGGCAAGAGUGCACCCUCAGGUGGUUGCUAAUUCCACUUCAACCAAACAAGAAGUGUUCACUGUCUGGAUGAAGUCUCUGAUCCUCGGCAGCAACGGCUGCGCUGUCUUCGAUUCAGACGGUGAAAUCGUGUACCGGGUGGACAACUAUUGUCACAAAUCCAGCAACCAAGUGUAUGUCAUGGAUGCUACAGGCAAAGUGUUGUUCACGAUAGUUAAGAAGAAAUUCUCUGUGGUUGGGCUGUGGGAGGGCUACAGAUCAAGAGGCGGCAGAUGUGUUAAGAACAAGGAAAACUUGGGAUUUCGAGUGAGGAAACUGGUGGGGAUCAGAAUGAUUCUUGGACUUCUUACAGGGUAUUGGCCUUACAAGGUUGUGGUGAGACUGAGCCAAGACCAAACAUGUGAAUAUGUUAUGGAAACUCAUGUUUCCAGGCCAUGUUGCAAGAUUGUUGACAACUCCGGAGGGCUUGUUGCCGAGGUGAAAAGAAAGAUAAGUAAAAGUGGAGUUGUUCUUGGAGAAGAUGUGUUGACAAUGGUGGUAGAGCCUAACAUUGAUCAUUCUCUGAUCAUGGGUCUGGUGGUUGUUUUUGGUCUCAUCAACCAUAAAUUGUGAAGCAAUCGGUCUGAUCAGAAAUACCAGGAUACUUCUGCAGGAAUCAUGGACUAAUUACGAUGAGUUGAAGUAGUUGGUGUCAUGAUAUAUGACAAAACUCAGAAUUUUUGUCAAAGGAGGAUGAGCAAUUACAGCAAAUUAAAGAAGAGGAGCAAGAACAAGAACAAAACUAAUAGAAGAACUAGGACUAGUAUAUUUGAGAACUCCCCUUGUAAUCUUCUCCAACUUGCAGCUUUUAAAUUUCAGAUUAACAUAAUCUUUCACUAAUUGUAUGCAAAACUUAAGCCACCGUGCUAAUUUGGAUCGAAGCUGGAUAACUUUGGGUUAAUUAUA